AGUUUUGAUUUGAUUGGUUUAUUUACGAGUUAGUUUUGUGCAAUUGUGCCGGUGAAAAACUGUGUUUCUUCUACGCAAAUAUCGCAAAGUGCAUAAUAACCACUUAGUUUCUGUGAGAAUUUAGUGCACCAUCAUCAAGCAAUUUGAAAUUCAAACCCUCGAUCAACAUAAACUUGACGAGUUAAAAUGUCAGACGAUGCAAGUGGUAGCAACAUCAGCAGUAGUGGCAGCAGCAGCAAUAAUAGUAAUAACUUGAAUAUCGGAGGUCUAAUCGUUACCGACCAAGACAGUGCAGCUCCGGACAAUCCGGGUGCAUCAGUUCCAGCCGAAGAACAUAAAUCGGCUCCCAACACCGACGGUUACCGUGUUCCAGAUACUUCCCAGCAACGUCAGCAGCUGCAGCAGCAUCAAUCGGACACACUGCUAACGGAUUCCGAGAACACUAAUAACGAGAAUCGAGUGAUAGAAAUGGAAAGUGCCGCGAAUACUAACCGGGCUGAAGUUGGUCAUCCGGAAGCUGAAGUGUCAAUUGAUCCGGUAGCGGAAAAAAGUGAACAAAGUGUGGAAAAAUCUGGUGGAAAUGGAGAUAAAUAUAGCGAUAAUGUCACCUAUGACGAAGGCGGUAAAGCGAUUUAUACUGAUCCGGAAACCAAGUAUCGAUAUGAAUGGUGCAAGGAUAAAAAUGAGUGGAUUCCGGUGGCAUCGGAGCAAGCCACCCGCGAAGGGGAAUCCAAUCCAUAUGAAAACGAACACUACCGAUGGUGUCAUGAGAGCAACAAAUGGAUUCCGAAGGAGAAUCCAAAGGAAACGGAACAUUAUCGAUGGUGUGAGAAAACGAAUCAGUGGAUUGCAAAGGAAAAGCCGACGGAAGAGGAUCGAACGUACAGUUUUGAGGAUGGUGUCCAUCUGUACACCGAUAAGGACGGGGCAGUCUACUUCUGGGACGAAGAGAGAAAAGCUUGGUUUCCCAAAGUGGACGAUCAUUUUAUGGCAGUUUAUCAGUUGAAUUAUGGGUUUAUCGACAACACUUCCGGUAGUAGUUCGAAGGUUACUACUAGUGAAGAAGCUGUGGUAAAAGACGAUGAUCCCGUGGAGGACGAAGUGGAGGACCCAGAAGAAACGGUUAAAGUGCAAGGCAAGAAACGGAAAGCUCCUCCAGAACCACCCAAGUGGUUCGAACUGAAAGAGGAACACAAUACGAAAGUGUAUGUAUCGAACCUACCGCUCGAUAUUACCGAGGAAGAGUUCGGUGAACUGAUGACCAAGUGUGGGAUGGUUCUGAAGGAUCCCAAAACCAAUAAGUUGAAACUGAAGUUAUACCGCGAUUCGAAUGGGAUGCUGAAAGGGGACGGAUUGUGUCACUAUAUCAAGAUUGAGUCGGUCGGUCUGGCGCUGGAGAUCUUGGACAAUUAUGACCUACGUGGACAGAAAAUUCGUGUCCAACGGGCCGAGUUCCAGCUCAAGGGCGAGUACAACCCAUCGUUGAAGCCGAAGGUCCGUAAACGGGAGAAGGAGAAGAUGCGCAAAAUGCAGGAAUCACUCUUCGACUGGCGCCCGGAGAAGAUGCGAGGUGAACGCUCGAAGCACGAACGGAUCGUCAUCAUCAAGAAUCUGUUCGAACCGGAGCUGUUCGAGCGGGAGGUUCAUCUGCUGCUCGAGUACCAGAACGAUCUGCGGGAGGAGUGCAACAAGUGCGGUACCUGCCGCCGGGUCGUCCUGUUCGAUCGUCACCCGGAGGGUGUGGCCCAGAUCACGAUGAGUGACCCGGAGGAAGCGGAACUGGUGGUGAAGCUGAUGCACGGACGCUUCUUCGGGCAGCGCAAACUGACGGCGGAGAUUUGGGACGGCAGGACGAAAUAUAGGAUCGCCGAAACGGAAGCUGACACCAAUAAACGUCUGGGCAACUGGGAGAAAUAUUUGGAGAAAGAAGAUGAAAAAUUAGCCACUACUCCGGAAACAAAAUCGGAAGAAAAAACUGACCCACGAGGGGAAACUGAUGUUCUGAAGCAGGAAAUACAGCGCUCAUCAUCGCAGAUGGAUGAACAGCCACAGAAAAGGCCACCAUCGCCGCAGUUGGAAAUGGAACCGAAGGAUGCUGAUAAGGCUCCAGAGUUGUCAGAGCCCGGAGACGACGACGAGUCUGCAGCAGCACAGGAUUCACCGAACCACGAAUAGUGAAAACAUGAGUAUUUUUUUUUUUGCUGUGGAAGACUACUACCGAGUACUGAUAAGGUAAUAAGCUAUUUAAAAGAGAAUCAGGGGGAUCGCUCGUGAUUUCGUAUUGAAGAAACUGGUUUAAAAUU
Molecule: messenger RNA, 2303 nt
Organism: Malaya genurostris
Lineage: Eukaryota; Metazoa; Arthropoda; Insecta; Diptera; Culicidae
Gene: barc
Product: HIV Tat-specific factor 1
Exons: 5
Coding region: 187-2175 (662 amino acids)
Biological process (GO): mRNA splicing, via spliceosome
Cellular component (GO): U2 snRNP; U2-type spliceosomal complex
Molecular function (GO): RNA binding
Source: RefSeq, a predicted model, not a curated record